GCAGAAGCAGGCGGGAGAGGUGCCCCCUCGUGCGGUUGAGACCCGGGCCGGCGCCGGCAGCAUGGUGGACCGCGGCCCCUUGCUGACUUCUGCCAUCAUCUUCUACCUGUCCAUCGGGGCGGCGAUCUUCGAGGUGCUGGAGGAGCCCAACUGGCGGGCGGCCACGGACGCCUACAAGCUGCAGAAGUCGCAGCUGCUCAAGGAGUUCCCGUGCCUGGGCCAGGAGGGGCUGGACAAGAUCCUGCAGGGGAGAGACAAGGAACAGCCUGCUACCACAACCAGAUGGCUUAGGAAGCUUUGGAGAAAGGAGGGAGGCAAGGUGGUAUCAAAUGCUGCUGGGCAAGGAGUUACCAUUACGGGCAACAACACAUUCAACAACUGGAAUUGGCCCAAUGCUGUGAUCUUUGCUGCUACUGUAAUCACAACGAUUGGAUAUGGAAACGUUUCUCCAAAGACACCCUCUGGGCGUCUCUUCUGCAUAUUUUACGGUCUCUUUGGGGUUCCCCUCUGCUUGACAUGGAUCAGUGCUUUGGGGAAGUUCUUUGGUGGGCGUGCCAAGAGGCUGGGCCAGUUCUUGACCAAGAGAGGAGUAAGCCUGAGGCAAGCACAAAUCACAUGUACAGCUAUUUUCAUUAUGUGGGGAGUCCUCAUUCACCUGGUUAUUCCUCCCUUCGUCUUUAUGGUGACAGAAGGCUGGGACUACAUUGAAGGUCUCUAUUUCUCGUUCAUCACUAUCACCACCAUAGGAUUUGGAGACUUUGUUGCUGGUGUAAACCCAGAAGCAAACUACCAUGCCCUUUACCGAUACUUUGUGGAGUUAUGGAUCUACCUGGGCCUAGCGUGGCUUUCUCUAUUUGUUAAUUGGAAAGUCAGCAUGUUUGUGGAAGUCCACAAAGCAAUCAAGAAACGGAGGAAAAAAAGGAAAGAGUCAUUUGAAAAUCCCCCUCACUCUAAAAAAGCCCUUCAAAUGGGCACCUCCAAGGAUGUGAACAUUUUCAGCUUCCUUUCCAAGAAGGAAGAAACCUAUAAUGAUCUCAUCAAGCAGAUUGGGAAGAAGGCCCUGAAGUCAAACAAUGAUAAUGUCAUUAAAACAGACCAUUCCAAACCAAAUAUGCAGAUUGCCAAUAAAGAUGUCCAGGUGACGUACACAAAGAGCAACUCAUUCAAUUAUGAUGAGGUUUCCUUAAAACUCAAAAAUGGUCACAUUGCAAAGCACCUAAAUGACCAACAGACAGACAGCCCACUGGGCUGCAACAUGUUUGUAAACCAGCUGGACCGAAUCAGUGAGGAAGAAGGGGAAGCAUGGGACUCCAGGGAUUGCCGUCCCCUGAUAUUUGAGAAUGCCAAUAUAACUUUUGUAAAUGAAGAUGAUGAUGAAGAGCAAGAUAUUUCAGAUGAUGAGGAAACUUCCAAAUCCUCCAUGGAUGACAAUCUUGUAGAGGAACCUGAGACUCCCAAAACCCUGAUGAAGUUUUCAUCUUCCGAUGAAUCCACAUUUACCAGUAAUGAGCUGGAAACUUCUGUGCCUUAUGAACAACUGAUGAAUGAGUAUAACACAGUAAACAAUGGAAAUGCUACAACGUGAAGCAGCACUCAUGCUGACAAUGGUUGUCUGAUGUUGGUUAAUAGAUGGGAGCAAGGAGGAAGGCACAUUUAUUGCUUAAAACCUCCUGUUUCUCAUUUUUUUUUAAAAACAAACUAAAACUCCAAUGUUUUAAUGUUACCUACAGGGUUUUUUGUUGAGAAACCAUCCAUUCAAUUUCACUUUAUGUGGUUUUUAUUGUUUGUUUGGUUUUUUUUUAAAAGCAAGUUGUAACAGAAUGACAGUUUAAGGGUUUGAGGAGGCUGGAAGUGUGGGGGGAAAGAAUAGUUAUUACACUGGACCUAUUUUGUGCUUUUCCUGAGGGAAUUAGUUUGGGGGUGAAACUACAAUUGCAGACAAACUAGUUUGGGCAUCUAUAACAUGUUUGAUUACUGUACUAGACUUUCACCUCUGGAAACCUGGAUUCAAGUCCUGCUUAGACCAUACAUGAAAAGUCUUAUCAUAGUCGAGACUCCCAAUUGUGCCAUAUUCUGUCUCUCUUCUCCAAAAGAAGGAAAAGCAGGAUGUACCAAAGGUGAGAGGAGAGGUGCAUUGGCAGAGCUGAAUAAGGAAGCUUCCAUAGCAUCAGAUUAUGCUAGUGCUAACAAAAAUGAAGAGCACUAACUUCUUGAACAAAUCUAUUUAAAAGCCCAAAGGAACUGGUUUAGAGAGCCUUUAAUGAACAAGGACCUACCCUAGGAUGAAAAUCCUUCUUGGGCAUGGAAAGCAUGUGUGAAUGAAAUUCAGGGUCUAGCAGCCUGAUUGUGUGCAAGAAAGUAGUGAGGAGGGUAUGGAGGGGACACCACCCUGAUCAAAGUAAAGAAGAGCACAACCACCAUUUGACAAGCUUUGUGGGUGCAACAUGUCCUUCUGCCCAUAUUCUAGAGGAAAUACUUGAAUAAACUUUAUAUGAUGCAUCUGUACAGGUGAAGUUUUUAGUGAUACUGUUCUUUGAGCAAAAACAUCUUUUGAGUAGAGGACACCCUCUGAGUGUUGUAGUGCCUCUUGGAAGGACUUAAAGAGCUGCUGCAGACCUUGUAUACAGUGUGUUCAAUAUCGCUGCAAAAUCUUUUGCUGUUUCUUGCCAACUUGGUACUUCAGAUUACACUUGAACCUGAGCAUUUUUGUACCAGUAGUUGCUUAUACUUCUGCAUGUUGCAUCCUUAAGAGGACAUUCCAUAUGGUUAUUUUACCCCAAAUAGCUGGGUAAUGCUAAAUCUUUGUUACCAUUUUCAGAAGUGCUACAGUGACUUAGGCUCCAAGUGUCUGUUUCAAAACUGACUUGAGAAGCAUAACUUGCUUUUAAAAAGAGACUUGGACCCCUAAGUCACUGUAGCAGUUCUGAAGAUGUUAUGUCUCGGCUCCAGUUAGGGAUUCUUGCUAUGGGGUGCCAGGCCUGCUUUUUUUUUUUUUUAAAUGAAUACCACAUUUUGAGUAAAGAAAAUGGUGGUGUGUGGUUUUAUAUUUCUCGCUCUUUUUAUUUUGUUAAAGUGCUCUACACAUGAAAUGUGCCAAAUCCUUUCAGAUGAAGCUCUUGAUUUAUGUUGGCAAGAGGUAUGGAUUUCAGCGGUCCAACAUAUUUUUAGAACAGAAAAUUGCUGGGAUUUUAAACUUUUUAACAUUAUUAGGCAAGUUUGUGUUUUGUUUUACAGUAUCUAAGUCAUGUCAACAUGCCUUAAACUUUCAGCAGUCCAGUGAACAGUUGAAACAAAACUCUAAGCAUUUGAGAGCACGGAAAAUAUGGCUCUCUUCUAACUUUGAGAGGUAGUGUAGAAUUGUUGUAAUGCUAACUUUGAAUGACUAAACUUACUAAUAACAGUACAUAUUAGCUGCUGCUUGAAUCACUAGUUUCUCCUUUUGAUACAAGGAGAACUUGUGGAAACCUGGCACUCCAGUUGGAUAUCCUGUUGACGAGAGUUCUGAAGUCACCUACUGUGAAACAAGGAAUGACAGUGUUCAUUUCUGGUCAGAAGCUUGUACUAUUUGCAGGAGCUUCUAUACACUAAUGUUAACUAAGGGCAAGAUCCUGCCCCAUUACACUGGUCUGAAAUGUAAAGUGUGUUUCAUUGGUUUUAGUAGUUACUCCACACUAACAUUUGCAUGGCUGGGGAGAAAAAGCAAAUCCAAUGUGUAAUUGCAAAAUAUUGCUGCUGUUUGGCACCUUGAUGGAAGGACACAAUCAGAUUUUUUGCAACUGACAGGAAUGAGCACAUCUGUCUGAGCAAUGUUUGGUUCAUUCUAAUAGACUUUCUUUUCAUAGCCUUUUAUUGCGAUGCCAAGCCCCUCAGGUGUACCUCCUUGUAUUAAGGGUUCUGAAUGAUGACUGUGCCUUGGUGCCACUAGUACU
Gavialis gangeticus (Gharial) is the source of this 3929-nucleotide messenger RNA. It is a transcript of the gene KCNK5, whose product is annotated as potassium two pore domain channel subfamily K member 5. NCBI's taxonomy places the organism in Eukaryota, Metazoa, Chordata, Crocodylia, Gavialidae. Gene Ontology annotation, biological process: potassium ion transmembrane transport; stabilization of membrane potential. Gene Ontology annotation, molecular function: potassium ion leak channel activity. The record is from RefSeq and is a predicted model, not a curated record. Bases 62 to 1585 code for a protein of 507 amino acids. The transcript has 6 exons. Gene Ontology annotation, cellular component: membrane.